This is a messenger RNA of Musca domestica (house fly), 1970 nucleotides long. RefSeq names its product forkhead box protein P1-like. The record is from RefSeq and is a predicted model, not a curated record. The coding region runs from base 414 to 1895 and encodes 493 amino acids. The transcript is spliced from 2 exons. Lineage: Eukaryota; Metazoa; Arthropoda; Insecta; Diptera; Muscidae.
UGGCUGUGCGACUGUUGUUUGCGCCUUCGUACCGGUGGUGCUUGCUUCGCGCACUUCUUCCGCUCGUUAGAAUAAAUAUUUUUUAAUAAUUUUAAAUAGCCGUAGACUUUUGCCAACGAUUCAUUUGAUUUUUAACUGUCAUCAGCAUCAGUUGUCGUUCGGACGGUUUGCGGCUCGUACAUUGUGGUGCGUUGUGGCGCGUUGUGGCGCGUAAUCUCGAUUAAAACUCGGUGAAUCAGAUAAGGCAUCAUCAAUUGAUUUUAUACGUUGAAUAUUUUAUUUGAAUCACGUUAAACUCUAUACUCUGGCAAAGGAAUUAAUACAUCAGUGAAUGAAUUAAAACAUCAAAACGAAUGCAUCAAGUGAAUAAUAUACACUAAACAAAUAACAAAGAGAACCACAACGAGAGAAACAUGUCUGACGAACAUCAACAACAACAACAGCAGCAGCAACAACAUCACCAGCAGCAGCAGCAACGACAACAGCAAUUGCAGCAUCAACAAUUACAGCAGCAGCAACAACAACAACAUACACAAAUUAAAUCCCCCAAGGAUGCAAACACAAACAACAACACCAACACUACGACGCCACCACGCAAAUCCAACAUCCAUGAAAUGAGAAAUCAGGAUUUUGUAAGCCGUUUGAUGGCCGCCACCCCACCCUAUCUGUAUUCGGCCCCAAUGGGACCCAACAAUUUCUUUUUCAGCGACAUGCUGCGUUCACUUGUGGCUGCACGCAACCAAGAAAACGUUCGGAAUCUGCAAUUACAGCAAUCUGCCGCAUUGGCACGGCGUCCCAGAAAGCGGACAUGGUCCCAUCAUCGCUCCUACUUUAAGGAAAAUGAAACGAUUCUAGAAAAGGCACAGCAGCAGCAGCACCAACAACAGCAAACGCCCCACAUCACAGCUACCGAAAAACCUUUGGAAUUGACCACACACAAGCCAUAUCUGCAGCAUUUGGCCAAUAAAUAUCGUAAAUUAGAAGCCGACUCGGCCAAGGAUGUCUUGCCAACGCAAAAAAUAGGCGAUAGGCAAUUGGAUCAAACGAACACCACCGUCAGUGGUGGAGGUGCGAGUAUCGCCGACCCAGCACUGCAGAGUACACCCCCAGCUGCAUCGUUACCACCCCAAGACUUGGUAUUACCACCACCGCCGCACGUCUGGUAUCCACCGCUGUACCCGCCAUAUGGCAUUGAUCCCCUACAUUUCUUUAUCGAUUUACGCGUAUCCGGUCACAUCUAUGAUCGCAAAAAAGAGAAUGUCUCUCCAUUAGCCAGUGCUGAGAAUAAUGGCAACAACACAGCAUCGGCUGGCGAUAGCGAAAAUUCUCCUCCUGCUGUUGCAAAUGCCCUCAACCUGCCCAAUAAACAUAGACAUGGUUCAGCGUUUACGGUACCCACACCCAGAUCCAAUGACCUCAAAACAUUGGCUUCGCUUCAGGCUACGAACGAUGCCAUUAACCUCAGCUCCACCGGGGCUGGAGCUGUAAUGAAUAAAUUUGAAAACUAUGCCAAGUACUACGACUUUGGCGAGAGCAAAGAGAAUCAACCGAACAUAGCCAAAUGCAGCGCUAAUUAUAUGCUUCAACAUCUGCCCCGUCUCUAUAGUCAAUUUGCGGCACGUGAUCUUAUCGCCCAGGCACAGACGGAAAAUGACCAGAAUAAUUCGGCAAACAGUGACAUGGUCGAGUCGGACAAUAAGUCCGACAUCGAAUGCGAUGCAGAUUCCGAAGGACAUCACUCGAUCACCAACUCCGAUGAUAAUGACAUUGAAGAGAGUUCAACUCGUGAGCGGGACAUUGAUGUUGAAAUAAUUGAUUCAAUCAAAUACCGAAAUGAUGGUAAUAGCAGUCGUUGUUCUAGUCCCGAUGAGGGUUCCAUAACACAAAUAGAUUGAAAUAUGUCAUUGAGAAUUUAAUUUCAAUACUGAACGAAUUUAAAUAAUUGCAAAUAAAUAUAAAUGUUGUGUGAA